AUGGCAGAGUUUCCGGAUGUUACACUUCUCCCCGUCCAAACCAAGAACUGCGGCGUACCGAAUGUGUACGUCCAGGGGAACCCUGAGGAACGCAAUGGAAAGACUACAUCCUUACCGUCCACGACACAAAAUCGUGUCAUCCGGUUCGUCAACCACCCAUCGAUGUCCGAUGUGAAGGCCAAGGCUAUCGGCACGUCUGCAUCCCAGGCCAAGAGGAUCAUCUGGCUGAAUACACGGAGACCUCCGGACUCUGGCCUGAUUGGCGAGGACCUGGCGGCCGUGUCUCGACAAAAUCGAGGUCCAAUCCUGCAUCGCAUUCGGCGAGGGCGCGGGUGCCAACAUUGUCUCCCGAUUUGCGAUGGAAUACCCGAACCGCAUAUGGCCAUUAUUUUGGUCCAUUGCACUCCGACUACGGCUGGAAUCCUUGAGGAUACUACGAACGGCGUCUGGAGAGUGGCGUCAUGCUGGAUGGGAGCGUGGGAUGUCCUAGCUGCCCACAAAUUCGGAUCGAACGAACGCGACAAACAGGAAUACAUCGACUCCCUGAAGAGCACCUUGAAAUGUCAAGUUAUAAUCACAGUGUGGAUGCGCUGCUCGUUUCAAGCCUGGGUGGAAAGGCCAGCCAUUUGCAGUCGGUGUACACGACUCAUGGGAAUAUGGAAUCGCAAGAAGACGACGUUGCUGGUUGUUGACAAUGUGUGCGAUGUGAUGAGCGAGGCUGUGCCUGACAACUUGGCUCGCCUGCUGAUCCUGCUCUGCAAGGGAUGCGGAAUGCUCAGCGGUGUUGCUAUUCCGGGCAUGGAACGUCAGCGGACCCUCAGCAGG
Mesorhabditis spiculigera is the source of this 825-nucleotide messenger RNA. The record is from the annotation of a GenBank genome assembly. NCBI's taxonomy places the organism in Eukaryota, Metazoa, Nematoda, Chromadorea, Rhabditida, Rhabditidae.